Messenger RNA from Panonychus citri (citrus red mite), 1083 nucleotides. RefSeq lists its product as uncharacterized. The record is from RefSeq and is a predicted model, not a curated record. Bases 1 to 1083 code for a protein of 360 amino acids. The transcript has a single exon. NCBI's taxonomy places the organism in Eukaryota, Metazoa, Arthropoda, Arachnida, Trombidiformes, Tetranychidae.
AUGAAUUUUAAAGGUUUAAUUUGUCUUCUUUUUAUCGUCCCUGUGAUCAAUGGUCAAAAUCCUUCUAUCAGUGCUCAAGUUGCUGUUGAUGGACCAGGAGCGUCGCUUCUUGGUGUCCCAUCGACUAUUGGUUUGGGUGGACCAGGAAAAGGUUUUGGUUUCAAUAUGGGUCCAUUUAGUUUGGGUGGAUCGGCUGGUCAAGGAAGUGCCAGAGGACAGGCUGGUAUGAGUGUUCCUAGUUUUGGUGGACCUGGUGGGCAGGGAGGUUUUGGUGGUAAUGGUCAAGGAGGUUUUAGUGGACCAGGAGGAUUUGGAGGUUUUGGUGGCCAAGGAAAUCAAGGUGGUUUUGGUGGUCCUGGAGGAUUCGGUGGGGGAUUUGGAGGUAGUCAAGGUGGUCCACAAGGAGGCUUUGGUGGUAACCGAGGUUUUGGAGGCUCUGAUGGUCAACAACAAGGUGGCUUUGGAGGUCCUGGAGGUUUUGGUGGAUUCGGUGGUCAAGGAGGUAACCAAGGAUUUGGUGGUCCACCAGGUUUCAGAGGAGGUUUUGGAGGUCAACAAGGUGGUCGCGGAGGAUUUGGUGGUCAACAGCAAGGUGGCUUUGGAGGUCCAGGCGGUCCAGGAGGUCCAGGAGGAUUUGGAGGUUUCGGUGGUUUUGGAGGUAAUCAAGGUAAUCAAGAUGGUCAAGGAGGUUUUGGAUUUGGUGGACCACAAGGUGGUUUCGGUGGUGGAUUUGGUGGUCCUGGAGGAUUUGGUGGCUUUGGAAAUCAACAAGGUGGCUUCGGAGGUCCCGGAGGAUUUGGAGGUCAACAGCAAGGUGGUUUUGGAGGUCAAGGAUUUAGAGGAGGUCCAGGUGGACGAGGAAUCCCUGGUUUUGGAGGUCCACAGAUUGGAGGUUUCGGAAUCGGUAGUCCAAUUGAUGGUCAAGCUGAUCUUGGUGUUUCAGCAAGUAUGUCAGCUGCACCAACCGGUUCAUUAGGAGUUUCAGUUUCAACCAACGGGUCAAAUUCUGGUAGUAAUUCAGGCAUGAGUGCUUCAGCUGAUGCUUCAGUCGCUGUCACAACAGCUUCUUCUGGAACAGUUUGA